Candidula unifasciata is the source of this 327-nucleotide messenger RNA. NCBI's taxonomy places the organism in Eukaryota, Metazoa, Mollusca, Gastropoda, Stylommatophora, Geomitridae. The record is from the annotation of a GenBank genome assembly.
AUGUUACUGUUGUCAAGUAAAGUACCUAGAAUGUUACUGUUGUCAAGUAAACUACCUAGAAUGUUACUGUUGUCAAGUAAAGUACCUAGAAUGUUACUGUUGUCAAGUAAACUACCUAGAAUGUUACUGUUGUCAAGUAAAGUACCUAGAAUGGUACUGUUGUCAAGUAAAGUACCUAGAAUGUUACUGUUGUCAAGUAAAGUACCUAGAAUGUUACUGUUGUCAAGUAAACCACCUAGAAUGGUACUGUUGUCAUGUCAACUACCUAGAAUGGUAUUGUUGUUACUGUUGUCGAGUAAAGUACCUAGAAUAGGUAUUGUUAUCUAG